Messenger RNA from Oryzias latipes (Japanese medaka), 2604 nucleotides. It is a transcript of the gene gas2l3, whose product is annotated as growth arrest-specific 2 like 3. The record is from RefSeq and is a predicted model, not a curated record. Lineage: Eukaryota; Metazoa; Chordata; Actinopteri; Beloniformes; Adrianichthyidae. Gene Ontology annotation, molecular function: actin filament binding; cytoskeletal adaptor activity; microtubule binding. Gene Ontology annotation, biological process: actin crosslink formation. Gene Ontology annotation, cellular component: actin filament.
CCUCGCUGUCAUUCCCGGCCUCUCUCCCCCAGGCUCACUCGUGGCCGAGCGGGGGCUGGAUGAGGAUGUGCGCCGGAGAGUCGUCCCUUGGUGCCUUGGCGGUUCUGUCCCGAGAAUGAAGAAGUGAAUCUGAGCUCCGUCAUGGCUGUCCAGGGUGGAAUUCAGGUUUGGCACGGCGAGAAGUUCGAUGCCCCCCUGCUGAGCCCCAGGAGCCCCCGCGGCCUGCUGGGCCAGCGGCACGGACCCGGCCUCACCGACGUCUUCCAGUACGACCAGUGGCUGGCGGUGCGACACGAGGCCACGCUGGUGCCCAUGCAGGAGGACCUGGCCAUCUGGCUGAGCUCUCUGCUGGGAGAGGAGGUGAGGGCCGAGUUCUUCAUGGAGGAGCUGAACAACGGCGUCCGGCUCUGUCAGCUGAUCGGCGUGCUGCAGGCGAAAGUCAACCAGAACGGCCCCCCCGAACGCAGCAAGCUCUUCCCCACCAAGACGGUGGCGUGCAAGCGGGACGCCUCUCCAGGUUCCUUCUUCGCUCGGGACAACACCGCCAACUUCCUGGCCUGGUGUCGCCGCAUCGGCGUGGAGGAGACCUACCUGUUUGAGUCGGAGGGCCUCGUGCUGCACAAAGAUCCUCGGCAGGUCUGCCUGUGUCUUCUGGAGAUCGGCCGCAUCGUCUCCAAGUACGGCGUGGAGCCUCCCGUGUUGGUGAAGCUGGAGAAGGAGAUCGAGAUGGAGGAGACGCGGCUUCUGGCCGAGGAGCCCCCUCCAGCGGUGAAAACCUUCAGCGUGUGCUGCCAGCACGGCGGCCUCUACCAUCCUGGGGAGCCCGACCCGGACGAGCCCCCGUGCAGCUGCUCCAACCGGGUCUCCAUCGAGUAUCUGUCGGAGGGCCGCUACAGGCUGGGAGACAAGACCAUCUUCAUCCGGAUGCUUCAUGGGAAACACGUGAUGGUGCGCGUUGGCGGCGGCUGGGACACCCUGCGAGGUUUCCUCAGCAAGUACGACCCGCUGCGAGUUCUGCAAUUCACCACCCUGGAGCAAAAGAUCCUGGCCUUCCAGAAAGGCCCCCCAGGUCCCAGAGGGCCCCCCAGCAGUGUGGCCCCGCCCCCUGACAUGGACCCCCUGGCUGCUGUGGAUGACCUCGUCUCCUCCUCCUCAUCUGCUUCCUCCUCCAGCUCUUCCUCUUCGUCAGGCUCCGCCUGUAAGCACCCCCCACCUGCAUACACCUGUCGCUCCUGCACCCCCUCCCCUGCCUGUACCCCCACACUACCCCGGAGAGGUCCAGCCCCCAAAAAGACUGUCCAGACGACGCCAAGCUCCUCCCCGAGAAAGCCCACCAUGCUGCCGCUGCCAGUCACCACAAAGUCCCCCGCCCCUUCACCCUCUGCCUCUGUGGGGAGCUCCCCCUGCUUGGGGCGCCGGGGGGUGCAGGUACAGCUCAGAGCUGCGACCCCAACAGGUCAUCCUGCAGGUACAAGCCCCGCCCCCAAAGGUAAGCUCAGGACUCAGGGCCCGGCCUCCAAGCCCCGGAGCCCGGUUUGCCCCGAGCCGUCUUCCAAAUGCCCCAAACCUUCCAGCCCCUGCGCCACCCCCGUGCCCCGCUCACUCGCCACAACAGCCCCUCCCUCUAGAGAUGCCCGCCCCCCAACGGGCGCAAACCAGCGCUCUCGUCUGGCGCAGCGGCGCUCCGGCUCUCCGGCCUCACGCCUGCGCUUGGAAGCAGUUAGGCGGGCGAGGAUGGCCACGAGAGCCGCUGCAGCCCCCCAGUCCAGGACCCCCUCCCCCAGCUCACGGACCGCUUCCCCAACCCCACCAAAGCCCGCCUCUGCCCCGCCCAAAGGCACAGUUGGCCCCGCUAAAACCCGGCUACAGAUGCCCAACAAGGGGAACGCCCCCAGGGUGGUCCCAGGGGCCAACACCGGCAUCAGAGCCAAUCAGAAAGCCCCAACCACCACAAAGGAGGCGGGGCAAAGACCAGAAAUGACAGCUGGCUCCAAAGCGACGGUCAAACCGGAACGUACAGAUGGGGUCGAGCAGAGAACUGCCACCAAAAAACCCCCCCUGUGCAGCAAAAGGGAGGAGCCUUAUUUUGAAAUGAACUGCAGGAGGAAGCAGUGGGCGUGACCAGCAGGCUGGUAGCUCCGCCUCUUCAGCAGUCGGCACAUGUUAGAGCCUCAGCUCAGCAAGCAAAGUCUCGGAGCGUCACGCGUCGACACGUGCACUGUGCACGGGUUCUUCAGAACCAGGAGAUCCGCUCCUCCAUCUGCAGGAAGCUGAUGUCAGCCUUUUGUGGGCGUGGUCUGUUCCUCGCGUGCCUUCAGUGGAAGCGGAGUGGGGUUACAAUAUAAGAGAUGAAGGUUUUACUGCUCAUUUAUGACUUUGCUUUUCAUUUGUAGGAAAAACUACUGAUCCAAGCGUCUUUUAUGGAAAACGCUAAAGGAACAAAGGUUUUAUCUGUUAAAGGUCUAGUUUUUAUGUGGUCCUGUUGAAAUCUUUAUUAGGAUGUUUUUCUUUGGCACUUUACAGAAAUCUGUCUUGUCUGAAUGUUUAUCUUUAUUUGUAGUUUUUGUUGUUCUAAUCAAUAAACUAUUAAAUACUUUUUAAGAA